Molecule: messenger RNA, 366 nt
Organism: Candidula unifasciata
Lineage: Eukaryota; Metazoa; Mollusca; Gastropoda; Stylommatophora; Geomitridae
Source: the annotation of a GenBank genome assembly
AUGGGAACAAGACACAUACCAAGUGAUAAGAUCAAUUUGAAGCUAAUCCUGGUCAGUGGUAAGACACACGAGUUUCUGUUCUCACCCUCAGAUUCCGCAGCAGACAUUGCUGAGCAUGUCUACACACACUGGCCAGAAGAUUGGUCAGAAGAACCACUACCACCCACCAACAUAUUGCGGCUUAUUUAUCAAGGCAGGUUCUUGCACGGAAAUGUCACGUUGACAGCUCUACAACUACCAACAGGAAAAACCACUGUGAUGCACCUUGUAGCCAGGGAAAACUUGCCUGAGCCGAACAAUCAAGGUCAACUGAAGAAAGACAAGAGCGGGGACUCUAGUUGUAGUAACUGUUGUGUCAUACUCUAG